UUUGCGCAAGCGCACUGCUGCUACUUAGUAGGAGUUAGCUGUGUAAUGGCGGCUGCUGUGGUGUUGUCGGCUGAUAGCCCCGCUCCUGCCUUCACAGGCGUUGGUGUCGGAGUUGGGGGAAGCAACUUUGGGCCUGCAGGACCUACUUCAUGGAGUCGUUCUUUGGACCGGUCCCUGGAGGAGGCGGCAAUCACUGGUUCGCUAAACCUAUGCGGCAGGAAGCUGAAGGAGUUUCCCAGAAGUGCCAACAAUCACGAUUUGAGCGACACGACUCGAGCUGACUUAUCUCGAAAUAGACUGCCUGAGCUGCCACCUGAAGUAUGCCACUUUGUGUCCCCUAGAGAGUCAAACCUCUAUCAGAAUUGCCUGCGACAGAUUCCAGAUGCUGUUCUUAAUCUGCAGAGUCUAACAUAUUUAAAUGUUGGGUUUUCGAACCAGCUGUCCACUCUGCCAGCUGCCAUUUGCUGCUUACCUCUGAAAGUACUGAUUGCCUGUAAUAACAAGCUAGUAUCUCUGCCUGAGGAGAUUGGGCGUCUUCAGCACCUUACUGAGCUGGAUGUGAGCUGUAAUGAGAUCCAGACGUUGCCUACACAAAUGGGCCAGUUAGAAGUGCUUCGGGAUCUGAAUAUUCGUAGAAACCAUGUGGUGCGACUUCCUGAAGAGCUGUCAGAGUUGCCCCUUGUCCGAAUAGACUUUUCCUGCAACAAAAUAACAAGCAUUCCAGUGUGCUACAGAAACCUAAGACAUCUUCAGACCAUUACGCUGGAGAACAAUCCUUUGCAGUCCCCACCUGCACAGGUUUGCAUCAAAGGGAAUCACAUUUUUAAAUUUCUGAACAUGGAGGCCUGUAGAACUGCACCUGAUUUGCCAGAUUAUGACAGAAGACCAAUGUCUUUUGGUUCUUGCCAUGAAGAUCUAUUCCCCAGUCGGUCAUAUGGUGCCCUGGACUCUGGGUUCAACAGUGUGGACAGUUGUGAUAAGCGGUGGUCUGGUAAUGAGCCUGCUGAGGAGUUCUCAGACCUGCCUCUACGUGUUGCCGAAAUUACCAAGGAGCAACGGCUCCGAAGAGAGAGUCAAUACCUAGAAAAGCGGUCUGGUGUGACAGUAUCCAAUGGAGGAGUGGAUCAUGAUCUAGAACAGAUUGACUUCAUUGACAACUGCCCCAUUGAGGAAGAAGAAGACAAGGCACGUACUCCUAAAGGGACAGAACCAGACAGUCUCAGUUCACAGUUCAUGGCCUACAUUGAACGUAGAAUCAGUCAUGAGUGCUCAAUGCGUAACCAGUCCAGUGUGGAGCAGGCAAGGCGUGAGGCUCAGCUUGCAGCACUUCAGUAUGAAGAAGAGAGACAGCGUACCAGACAGAUCCAAAGGGAAGCAGUUCUCCACUUUGUCAAGCACAAAGCUGCUCAGAGCCCUUCGAAGCAGAGCCCCACAGACAGUGAGUGCCCUUCCCUAUGCAGACGCUCUCAGCACACCGAUGACUCUGCUCUGUUAGUGAAUGGCUAUCAGCCUCUCAUGGUAUUCGAAAUAGACAGUAAUACCAACACGAUUAAGAGGAGACCAGAAACACACAAGCAGAGUGAAGACAGAUCUGCCCUCUCUCCAGGAUCACCCUUUACCACCUCAGCCCUCCAUUCACCCACCUACCCUGUGGCCCUACCCUCCCAUCGAAGCCAUUCUCAACGUCCAGAAAACUUCCUGAUGCGUGCAGCCUUGAGAGACGAGCUGAGAAGAGGUAGGUGCAGUAAGCUAACUGCAACUGUAUGUCCUGCCUGCCUGGCAUUUCUGAAAAAUGUUUUGUCUUUUUAGGGAGGGGGAGGGCUAUCCAUGUCCCCAGGCUCAGAUGUGGAAUGUGUCACUGAUGUACAGAGGGAUUCUGUCCCCACUGGGAACCCUCAGCUUGCAGAACAGCUUCGCAAGAAUAUUGAGUCCCGGUUGAAGGUUUCACUGCCCAGUGACCUGGGCUCAGCCCUCACUGAUGGAGUGGUACUAUGCCACCUGGCCAAUCACGUUCGACCACGGUCAGUGUCCAGCAUUCAUGUGCCAUCCCCUGCAGUGCCCAAGCUGACCAUGGCCAAGUGUCGACGUAAUGUAGAAAACUUUCUUGAGGCAUGUCGCAAAAUUGGAGUGCCACAGGCUCUACUGUGUCUGCCACAGCACAUUUUGGAGGACAAAGGUCUGGAUCACAUUGCCAGGACAGUCCAAGCCCUGCUGGAUUUGGCCCCCCAAAGCACCCACAACUGUCUUCUGCAUAGGACUUGAAUCUACCUGAUAUCUGAGAAGUCAAGCAGUUUCUGGACUCACACCUCCAAUCAGCUGGGAAUCCCCUGGAUGCACUCCAGGAUGGAGAGGUGAAAGGGACACCGUGCCACCUGUACCUAGCUCUCUGUUUACCUUUCCUGCAUGUCUGAUGAUUAUCAUUGCUGUUACUGAGGGGAUGAGCUCAUGCAGGCUGCAGGAAACUGUUGGCUUUCACUAUUAGACUCCCAUUUUCUGUGGACUAGGAGGGGAUAAGAGCCAAGGACUCAUAUAUAAUACCCUCUGUGGUUGUUGUGGACCGACUG
Messenger RNA from Erpetoichthys calabaricus (reedfish), 2564 nucleotides. RefSeq names its product leucine-rich repeats and calponin homology (CH) domain containing 3 (gene lrch3). Gene Ontology annotation, molecular function: protein binding. NCBI's taxonomy places the organism in Eukaryota, Metazoa, Chordata, Cladistia, Polypteriformes, Polypteridae. The record is from RefSeq and is a predicted model, not a curated record.